Molecule: messenger RNA, 3247 nt
Organism: Camelus dromedarius (Arabian camel)
Lineage: Eukaryota; Metazoa; Chordata; Mammalia; Artiodactyla; Camelidae
Gene: DNER
Product: delta/notch like EGF repeat containing
Exons: 13
Coding region: 103-2310 (735 amino acids)
Biological process (GO): establishment or maintenance of epithelial cell apical/basal polarity; heterophilic cell-cell adhesion
Cellular component (GO): plasma membrane; protein-containing complex
Molecular function (GO): calcium ion binding; Notch binding
Source: RefSeq, a predicted model, not a curated record
AGCCCAGCAGAGUCGCUCUCUCCGCCAGCGCCGCCGCUCCCGCCGCCAGCGCCGUCACCGCGCCUCAGCUCCGGCUCCCGCUCCGCGCCCGCUCGGUCGGCCAUGCCGCCCCGCCGCGCCCCGGCGCCCGGCGCGCAGCUGCUGCCUGCGCCCGUCCUACUACUAUUGCUGCUCGGCGCGGGGCCCCACAGCGGCUGCCUGGCCAGUCCGGUGCCCGCCGCGCCCCUGCUGGUGCCGGGCCCCUGCGCCGCGCAGCCCUGCCGGAAUGGGGGUGUGUGCACCCAGCGCCCCGCGCCCGGCCCGCAGUCCUCGGCCCCCGCCGGCGAGCCCGGCUACAGCUGCACCUGCCCCCCCGGGUUUUCCGGCGCCAACUGCCAGCUUGUUGCAGAUCCUUGCGCCAGCAACCCGUGUCACCAUGGCAACUGCAGCAGCAGCGGCAGCAGCGAUGGCUACCUCUGCAUUUGCAACGAAGGCUAUGAAGGUCCACACUGUGAACAGACACCUCCCAGUGUCCCAGCCUCUGGCUGGACAGAGUCCAUGGCACCCAGACAGCUUCAGCCUGUCCCGGCUACCCAGGAACCUGACAUAAUUCUGCCCGGCUCUCAGGCAACCGUCACUCUGCCCACGUGGCAGCCGAAAACAGGGCAGAAAGUUGUCGAAAUGAAAUGGGAUCAAGUGGAGGUGACUCCAGAUAUCGCCUGUGGGAAUGCCAGUUCUAACAGCUCUGCGGGUGGCCGUCUGGUGACCUUUGAAGUGCCGCAGAACACCUCAGUCAAAAUUCGGCAAGAUGCCGCAGCCUCGCUGAUUUUGCUGUGGAAGGUCACGGCCACGGGAUUUCAGCAGUGCUCCCUCAUUGAUGGCCGCAGCAUGACCCUCCUCCAGGCCCCCGGGGGCCUCGUCCUCUUGGAGGAGAUGCUCGCCUUGGGGCACAAUCACUUCAUCGGUUUUGUGAAUGACUCUGUUACUAAAUCUAUUGUGGCUUUGCGCUUAACUCUGGUGGUGAAGGCCAGCACCUGUGUGCGGGGGGACGGCCAUGCAAGUGACUUGGAGUGUUCUGGAAAAGGAAGAUGCACCACGAAGCCAUCAGAGGCAACGUUUUCCUGUGACUGUGAUGAACAGUACGUGGGUACUUACUGUGAAGAAUUUGACGCCUGCCAGGGGAGACCCUGCCUGAACAACGCAAGCUGCGUUGAUGCGAUCGAAAAGCAAGACGGGAGAAACUUCACCUGCGUCUGCCUUGCGGGUUAUACUGGAGAGCUCUGCCAAUCCAAGAUUGACUACUGUAUCCUAGACCCAUGCAGAAACGGAGCAACGUGCAUUUCUAAUCUCAGCGGAUUCACCUGCCAGUGUCCUGAAGGGUACCUGGGCCCGGCCUGCGAGGAGAAGGCGGACCCGUGCGCCUCGGCGCCCUGCCGCAACAACGGGACGUGCUACGCCGACGGGCCGCGCUUCGGCUGCAGCUGCAGCGCGGGCUUCACCGGGCCGGCCUGCGCGCAGCUCGUCGACUUCUGCGCACUCAGCCCCUGCGCCCACGGCUCGUGCCGCAGCGUGGGCACCAGCUACAAGUGCCUCUGUGACCCAGGCUACCAUGGCCUCUACUGCGAGGAGGAAUACAAUGAGUGCCUCUCUGCCCCGUGCCUGAACGCUGCCACCUGCAGGGACCUCGUCAAUGGCUAUGAGUGCGUGUGCCUGGCGGAGUACAAAGGAAUCCACUGUGAAGCCUACAAGGACCCCUGUGCUAACAUCAGCUGUCUGAAUGGAGGCACGUGUGACAGUGACGGCCUCAAUGGCACGUGUGUCUGCACGCCAGGAUUUACAGGUGAAGAGUGUGACAUUGACAUAAAUGAGUGUGACAGUAACCCCUGCCAUCACGCGGGUACCUGCCUGGACCAGCCCAAUGGUUAUACCUGCCACUGCCCCCACGGCUGGGUGGGAGCAAACUGUGAAAUCCACCUGCAGUGGAAGUCCGGGCACAUGGCCGAGAGUCUCAGCAGCAUGCCCCGGCACUCCCUCUACAUCAUCAUCGGCGCCCUCUGCGUGGCCUUCAUCCUGAUGCUGAUCAUCCUGAUUGUGGGGAUUUGCCGAAUCAGCCGCAUCGAGUACCAGGGCUCCUCCAGGCCGGCCUACGAGGAGUUCUACAACUGUCGCAGCAUUGACAGCGAAUUCAGCAACGCCAUCGCCUCCAUCCGGCAUGCCAGGUUUGGGAAGAAAUCCCGGCCUGCGAUGUACGAUGUGACUCCCAUCGCCUACGAGGAUUACAGCCCUGAUGACAAACCCUUGGUCACACUGAUCAAAACAAAGGAUUUGUAAUCUUUUCUGGGGAUUAUUUUUCAAAAAGAUGGGCUACGACACUCAUUUAAAUAUUUUUAAGAAAAUAAAAAGCUUAAGAAAUUUAAAACGGUAGCUGCUCAAGAGUUUUCGGUAGACUGUUUAAGAACUAAUUUUCUGCAGCUUUUAGUUUGAAAGGAAAUAUUUUAAAAAAGGAAUUUGUGAAACCCAUAGACUACGUGUUAAUGUACGUCCAGCGCUCUAAGCUGUGUGCUUGGACUAGCGUGUGCGCUUUCCGUGGUAGACCCGAUCAGGAAUCCCAGACUGACUCUGCGGUUGUUACAGGGUCGGUCUCAUCCAGGAGAAGCUUCUGUGUGACGUGUGAGUGCCAGCUUUCUGAGUAGAGUUAGGAAACCCAUGUAGAGUAUGAACCAUAAUACCGUAUACCCGUAACUUAAAGAGAAGCCCGAAAUGUUUGUUCUGUGAAAAAGAAACUAGUUCAAUUUAUUAUUCUUAACCCGAAUGAAAUUAGCCUUUGCCUUAUCCUGUGCAUGGGUAAGUCACUUAUUUCUGCACUGGUUUGUUGAACCUUGCAGAAACCGGAAACAUUCUUUUGAGUUUGUGUGUUUUUGUUUUGUUUUGUUUUGUUUUGUCAUUUCUGUAACGGUUGUGAAGCUAGGCCUUGAAAACAUACCUGAGGAAAGGGCCUCAUGAGGCAAAUGAUGAUCAAAUGGAAUCUGUACUUUCUUUCACCGGUCAAGGUUUUUAUAUUGUGAGUAAAUUAAAUUUGCCUUGAAGUGGUUCCUCGCUAAGAGGUAGUAAACGUUGAGAGCGUACUGGUUCCCUCAGUAGUGAGUAUUUCUCAUAGUGCAUCUUUAUUUAUAUCCAGGACAUUUUUGUGGCUGUACUUGGUUGAUAUGUGCUGCUUCUGAUUCUUGCUAAUUCCAAGAGUAUUGAAUAAAUAUUACCAAGUCAAGGA